CCUCUCUUUUCAUCUGUGGGCGUCCUUCCUUCCCUGCCAAGCUCACUAUUGAAUCAGUGCCGCCAAGCGUUGCUACAGGGGGAAGCGUUCUUCUCCUUGUUCACAAUCUUCCAGAGUAUCUUCAAUUAUUUUUCUCAUACAAAGGGGUGAUUUUGUUUAAUAACAAGGUUGAGAUUGCCCGACCCAGACCAGCCAAGAAUUUAAGCGAUCCGGGCCCUGCCCACAGCGGUAGAGAGACAGUGUACAGCAAUGGAUCCCUGCUGCUCCAGAAUGUCACCUGGAAAGAAGGUGGAUUCUACACCCUACAAACUCUGAAUAGAUAUUGGAAAAUUGAAUUAACAUACAUUUACCUUCAGGUUGACACCCCGUGCUGUGACACCCCUGACUCUGCCCAACUCAUGAUCCAUCCAGUGACAUGUCAUGGUGCUGAAGGGGGAAGUGUUCUUCUCCAGGUCCAUUAUCUGCCAGAAGAUGUGCAAACCUUUUCCUGGUUCAAGGGUGUGGAUAGCACUCCAUCUUUUAAAAUUGUAGAAUACAGCAAAGGGAUGAAGUCCAUGUUCAUUGGCUCUGCUCACAGCAGAAGAGAGACAGGGCACAUUAAUGGAUCCCUGCUACUCCAGGAUGCGACUGAGAAAGACACAGGCUUGUACACACUAUUAACAAUAGACAGCUAUUUGAAAGUUGAAACAGUGCGCGCACAAGUCAACUGUUGGGGCCGGCCUGUGGCUCUCAUGUUUGAGUUGGAGCCUCCGAGGCAUCUUGGAGCUGAAAGAAAGGGAAACUAG
This is a messenger RNA of Mus caroli (Ryukyu mouse), 785 nucleotides long. Its product is annotated as pregnancy-specific glycoprotein 22-like. Gene Ontology annotation, biological process: signal transduction; regulation of immune system process. The record is from RefSeq and is a predicted model, not a curated record. Gene Ontology annotation, cellular component: plasma membrane; cell surface. Lineage: Eukaryota; Metazoa; Chordata; Mammalia; Rodentia; Muridae. Gene Ontology annotation, molecular function: protein tyrosine kinase binding.